GCGGGGCCAGGCCUGAGGGGCGGUCCCGGGCCUCGCGCCCCGCCCCCGCCCGCUGUCCCGCCGGGCGCCGCGGCCGCGCUCACUCAGCGGUUGGAGCGGGCGGGCUGCGGCUCUCUCUGCCGGGAGCCUCCUCCGCAGGGUGCGCGCCGCUCGCCUCGCCAUGGCCAAGGAGACCAAGAAGCCGUUCCGCCAGAGCAUGGCCGAGUGGCGGCAGUUCAUCUACAACCCCAGCAGCGGCGAGUUCCUGGGGCGCACGGCCAAGAGCUGGGGGUUGAUCUUGCUGUUCUACCUGGUGUUCUAUGGCUUCCUAGCAGCACUCUUCACGUUCACAAUGUGGGUGAUGCUUCAGACCCUGAGCAGUGAUAUACCAAAAUAUCGGGACCGGAUCUCUAGUCCAGGACUUAUGAUUUCACCAAAGCCAGACACUGCACUGGAAUUUUACUUUAACAAGAGUGACAGCCAGUCAUAUUUGGAAUAUGUUACCACACUUAAAAAUUUCCUUGAAUCAUACAAUGAUUCCAAGCAGUCCCAGAACAUUAACUGUACCAAAGGGAAGAUUUUUGAGCAGAAUGAUGCUGCUGUGAAAAAGGCCUGUCGAUUCAACCUCUCCAGUCUGGGACCGUGCUCUGGAAAGGAAGAUCCGAAUUUUGGGUAUUCCAAAGGAACUCCCUGUGUGCUUGUGAAAAUGAACAGGAUAAUUGGAUUAAAGCCCGAGGGAGAACCACGUAUACAGUGCACACCCAAGGAUGAAGGCAUGGUUGCUAUAAAGUAUUUUCCUACUGAUGGCGAGUUAGACUUGAUGUACUUUCCAUACUAUGGGAAAAGCUUGCAUGCUCACUAUUUACAGCCUCUAGUGGCUGUUCAACUAGCAAUUCACCCCAACAGUACCAAAGAAGAAAUAGCAAUUGAGUGUAAGAUCCUGGGCUCACCUAAUUUAAAAAACGAAGAUGACCGUGACAAGUUUCUGGGACGAAUUGCCUUCAAAGUUCAGAUGUCUGAAUAGCUGGAGGAAAUGUUCUCCACCAAGUCAAUGUUGUGUUGUCUGUUUUGUAUCAGCUGGACACGCCAUCCUUAGGAUCUGAGGCCACCUUGGAGAAUGGUGAGGUGGUUCGUGGCGUUCAGGGUAGCAUAAUGAUAUGCUUCCAAAUUGUAUGUUUAAAAAUCCCUUAAAAUAAAUGCCUCUCCUGCUUUUGCCUGCCCCCUUGGAACAGUGUACAGACUAGAGUUAUGUCAUAGGGACCUGUAAAUAGCUGUUUUCAAACGCAUAAUAAUGGUGACCUUUGUCCUGUUCUAAAACGUGGUUUUAUCCCCCCCCCCCAAAAGUGAGUGUCUCAAGCUUAAUGUGCUGUGCUCUGUAAAUAUUGUACUGAUUUAACACUGGUUUAACUGUCAUAUCUCAAUGCUGACACAGUUAGAGGGGUAAAUAAUAAAUGGUACCUGAUGGACAUAGUGAGUUCUUUGUGAGAGUAAACACCUCCAGCGUAAAUGGUGCGUAUGGGAGCGGGUGGGUGGACGGAUGGCUGCGUGGAGAUGCCUUAAAUUGUAGCCUGGGUGGCGUGGGAGAACUGAAAUGGAUUUUAAGAGUUGGUGUGGAUUGCUGAGAGUAAGUGCUCAACUAGUACUUCCCUGUGCUUGUCACUGUGCAAGUGUCGUGUCCAUGUAAUACUUGGUGUAGAGUUUGGUGUUCUAGCUGAGGAACCGAACCUUCCUUUGUGUUGUUAAUUGCUUGUGAUAUGUGGAGCACAAAUAAAAUCUAUACAAUAUUUUAAAACUUUUUAGUUCAGAAAUAUCGAUAGAGAACAAUUAAAAGUUGUUUAGGGUCGUGGUAACAGUUGUGCAACAGAGCUGCUUGAAAAAAGUGGCUUCACUAGUGUGGGAAUAGGCUUUCAUUUUCCAAUUAAAAAGUUUCUCGAGGAACGUCUGCUUAAGGAAAAAAAAAAAAAGAGGAAAAAGAAAGGAUUGUCUGGAUUAAACAUUCCUGUUUAAUUUA
Molecule: messenger RNA, 1990 nt
Organism: Empidonax traillii (willow flycatcher)
Lineage: Eukaryota; Metazoa; Chordata; Aves; Passeriformes; Tyrannidae
Gene: ATP1B3
Product: ATPase Na+/K+ transporting subunit beta 3
Exons: 7
Coding region: 161-1003 (280 amino acids)
Biological process (GO): intracellular sodium ion homeostasis; potassium ion import across plasma membrane; sodium ion export across plasma membrane
Cellular component (GO): sodium:potassium-exchanging ATPase complex
Molecular function (GO): ATPase activator activity
Source: RefSeq, a predicted model, not a curated record